AUGGAGCUGGAACCGAGUAAGAUUGUGGACUUUCACUAUGAAUACACCAACGUGGACGAUAAGCCGGCAAAGCUGGUGUACGCAAUCGAAAUCCCGUACAAAGGAAGUGUGGCCGAGUUGAGCCACCAGAUCGUGUCCGUUCGGAUGGAUCCAAUAAUGAAGUUUCUCCGGGCGGAUCGGAACCUUCUCCAAACGCUGGAAUCAUUUAUCGAGCGUGAAAAUCAAACGUUCUACGAUGACCGGGAUGAGCUGCUGUUGGAAAAGUUUCGCAAUGGAACACCGGACGUGGACACGUUGGCGCUCGACACGGAGAAACUCUACCGGGAGGAGAUACUCGAGUUUGCCGAUCGGAUUGGACCCACGGAUGAGGAAAUAUUCGCCCAAAGCUACCAUCAGCUGGUGCAUUCGUCACUGCUGCCAGAAAUAUUGAGCAAAGAGCGCGAGUAUGCACGUACCAUUUCCAGUUUGGCCACACAAAUGACACAGCAGAUAACCACGAUGAACACGCUGCAUCAGGAGGAGAUAGAUUCGAAAAUUAAACUGCUGGACAUAUCGAUAACGCCGGAAAACAUUAAUCACAUGUUGGCCAAGCAGUACGGCAUGCAGAAUAUGAUCCGGAAACAGUGCGAGUCGGAGCUGGAAUCAACACGGGGACAUCAGAAACACGAGUACCGGAACUGGGUAACGCAACAUGUAGAUGAAAGCUUUCUGGGCCAUUCCGAAAGCCCGACCCAGAUCGGUAACCGGUGGUCGAUGAUUUCCACCCAGGCCCCAUCGAUGGAGGAAAGCUUCACCAUCCAUCUGGGGUCACAGCUGAAGCAUAUGCACAAUAUACGCAUUCUCAGUACGCGCGUGUCGGAUCUAUGCAGUCCGCUUUACGGUGAUGCAUCGUUCGGUGGACCAAAUGUGGCAUUGGGAUUGUAUUCCAGCUCACUGUGUGGUAUCGUAGUGCUGACGCCGUCCGGUAAGAUAACGCCCGAUCGGGAGAUACGACGAAAUGCCAACAUGUCGACGGAAUUUCACUUCGAUCAGAUCGAUCGACAGAUUGAAAAGAUACAGGAAGAUUUGCGGAACCUUCAGCAUGGUUCUGCGGUUGAGGCGGGUGGUGCACAAAGCCUAGCGGCUGCUGCUGGACGGCGACCAGAUCGUACGGUGGUGACGGUAAAGCCGGGCGAUGCAUUUAUAACGCGCCAUUCCAAUCUGUCCCACUCGCAUGUCAUCUUUCAUCUCAUAUCGGAUGAAACAUUCCAAAGCCCGAGUGAAAUAAAUUCCCGCCAUCCUGUGAUAUUGGGGUUACGCAAUAUAUUGAAAAUUUCCAGCCGGCAUGACAUCACCACGUUGACCAUACCAGGUUUACUGAGGCACGAAAUGUCCGAGGAUAUGACCGUCAGCUGGUGCAUAAGGCGUGCGGAGUUGGUGUUUAAAUGUGCCAAAGGUUUCAUGAUCGAAUCGGCCAGUUGGGGUGGAGCUGAACUGAACACGUUGCAGCUACUGUUACCACACGACAUUUCGGAGGAGUUGUUCCGCACGCUCGCCGACAUGGUACCACACGUGUUUCGUGUGGCAAAUCCAAAAAUUCUCCAAUGA
Messenger RNA from Anopheles marshallii, 1587 nucleotides. Its product is annotated as protein C12orf4 homolog. The coding region runs from base 1 to 1587 and encodes 528 amino acids. The transcript is spliced from 2 exons. NCBI's taxonomy places the organism in Eukaryota, Metazoa, Arthropoda, Insecta, Diptera, Culicidae. The record is from RefSeq and is a predicted model, not a curated record. Gene Ontology annotation, cellular component: cytoplasm.